AUGGUGAUCGACGAUACACCUCGUAUCGAGAACAGAUCGUGGAAGAGUGGUGGUCUAAAGCCUUGGAAAUCUCCUCCUUGUAAUCCUUGGGUGAUUGAAGGGGAGACAUUACCUCGGCGAAACGAAGAUUGGAGAAAUGAAAAGUAUGCUGGAGAAAGUGUUGGAGGCAAGACAUCGUUGUUAUCAGAAGUAAGGGAGUGGUCUGAGAAUUCAUCCGGAAGAGAUUCCGCACUCAUUGCAAAAAAAGAUUCCAUUAAGGGACUUAGUGAUACUGAACUUGAGAAGGUGGCUCAUCUUCAACUUAAACUGAUGGCUGAAAUGGAAGGUAAAGCUGGCAAAGUGGACUACUUGCCUGAAAGAGAGUGUGGGCAUCCUAAAAGUGAAGAAAAGAAUGGUAUAUUGCAAGGAUACAAGCUGGAAAGGAAUACUGCGCACAGUUCAUACGCAGACGAAGACAAACGAUGUCACUUGGAGAACGAGCCGUAUAAGUUGAAUAGUGGAGGUCUAAUGGUUCUAAAAAGUAACUUUGAAGAAGUCCACAUGUUAACGAGGAACAAUCGUGUGGGUGCCACUGGAGAACACAAGUCUGAGCCAAAGGAAGAGAACUGGUACGAAGACUAUUUGAAGAAUGUCAACAGGAGGAAAGUGGAGUUGCGCAAUAGGUUCGCUUGA
Messenger RNA from Angiostrongylus costaricensis, 672 nucleotides. The record is from the annotation of a GenBank genome assembly. Lineage: Eukaryota; Metazoa; Nematoda; Chromadorea; Rhabditida; Metastrongylidae.